AUGGUCAAUGUUAUGUUGAAUAAGUUGAGUAAUUCCUUCAUGAAUAUCCUUGUCUCAGUUCAGGAAGACUACAAUGCCGUUUAUACACUGUUGUGUUUGUAUGGAAGAAAUGUUGUGUUCUCAACCCUGCAAUACAGCCGAGUAUGCAUAUGGGUGUCAAGUAUUACAAGGAUCAGUUUGGCAGAUCCUCAAAAUGCAAAUUCUCAGGAGACGAUCACAACAAAUAUUGUUCUUGGAAGAGUUCGAGUUGCUGUAAGACUACAACCUCGGAAUGCAGAGGAGUUGGUUGCAGAUGCUGAUUUUGCUGAUUGUGUAAAAUUGCAGCCAGAGGUCAAAGAAGAGGAUGAUGCAAAUGCUGCACGGAAACUGCAAAUUAAUUUGAAGCAAAGGAGACAUAGAAAUCAAUGUUGUCAGAUUUUAUGGGAAAUUGGUACACCUAGGUACACUGGUUCUGGAACCACAUGGAUAAAGGCGCAGACCUCCGCCUUUGAAUCGUUGAUCCAUUAUGAGGUAGGGAUAUCAACUGAACUUGCUGCCUUGUCUAGUCAGCAACAUGGUGCCUCAUUUCAAAACAAAAGCAGCAACGAUAAUUUGUUCCAGCAAAAUCUGGGCAUAUCCAAUGAUCUCUCAAGUGAUCCCAACCAACAUUCACACAGGUUUCUUGGAAACAACAGCUUGUCCAAUACACUGCCAUCCCAAAAAAGCUAUAAACUUCUUAAUGUGUUUUAGGCAUGGAUGAAUGGGAGCUAGAUCGAUGGAUUUUAUUUAUUUUUUAAACUAUUCAAUUUAUUAUUGUAAAUAUUAUUGGCAGCAGCUCUAGUAGAGUAGAGAAGGGAAAUGGCCACAACAUCAAACAAAGAAGCCUCCAUCUACUUGCUUAUAAGUUGCUUUGUAAGCCAUAACCCAUCCUACCAAUGCAACAGCCAUUUUUUUUUGGCUUGCAAAUUCGUGCGCCACAUCAGCACAUAAGGUGGCAUGCCUAAUGCUAACCUUUUACUCAGUGGCAUCAAAUGAAUGGCUAAGAUGAAAACUGUCAA
Magnolia sinica is the source of this 1037-nucleotide messenger RNA. RefSeq lists its product as uncharacterized. The record is from RefSeq and is a predicted model, not a curated record. NCBI's taxonomy places the organism in Eukaryota, Viridiplantae, Streptophyta, Magnoliopsida, Magnoliales, Magnoliaceae. The transcript has 10 exons. The coding region runs from base 1 to 729 and encodes 242 amino acids.